This is a messenger RNA of Papilio xuthus (Asian swallowtail), 1160 nucleotides long. Its product is annotated as glutamyl aminopeptidase-like. Lineage: Eukaryota; Metazoa; Arthropoda; Insecta; Lepidoptera; Papilionidae. Gene Ontology annotation, molecular function: metalloaminopeptidase activity; zinc ion binding; peptide binding. The coding region runs from base 4 to 927 and encodes 307 amino acids. The transcript is spliced from 7 exons. The record is from RefSeq and is a predicted model, not a curated record. Gene Ontology annotation, cellular component: membrane; cytoplasm. Gene Ontology annotation, biological process: peptide catabolic process; proteolysis.
GAAAUGUUAGCACAACGCGCAGCAGAAUUAUACGAUAAUGGGAUGCCAGCUGAGAGAGCUCUUUUGUUAGAUGAUGCGUUUAUAUUGAGCAGAGCUGGCAGGUUACCUGCUAGUAGAGCAAUGGCUGCUGCUGCCCGUCUUAGCACCGAGCAUCACUGGGCACCAUGGCGAGUGGUGCUCACCCAUCUAUCCUGGUGGAAGGAACUCCUGCGUCUCUCAGCAUCAGCACCACAUCUCAACAGAUUGCUCAGUCAGUUGCAUCCUGAUGUACAGGUGUACACACAACAACAGAUUGAAGCUGCUGCAUUGAGUGAGGACCAACUUUGGUUGAGUGGAGCUCUACUCAUGGCAGGAGUGGAGUGGGAGAAUGAGAACGUAACUAACCUAGCGUUAGAUCUUUUCGAUGCCUGGUUUGAACACAAUCAGACUAUACCUGAAAUAUAUCAAGAAGCGGCGUUAGUGGCGGGGGUGAGGUCUCGUGGUGCUGAAGCCUGGCAUCGUGUGUGGAGAGAACUUCUCUCUCAGAGUUCUCACUCUAUACGAGCUUCCAAAUUGUUACCCGCACUCUCCGCGCCUGAUGAUGAUUGGUUAUUCUAUAGGUUUGCAUUCACUGUGCUAUCCAACGAAGCGCAACGUGGUCGUGACUGGAAGACAUGGGCGACAGCACUCUGCGCGGGAGCAUGCAAAUGGCGAGGUGCUGCAGGUGUGUGGCGCGUUAUAUCGCGUGCUGGUGCUCUGCCCCCCGGCGCGUUGCAAGCCGCCGCCCGCUGUCUGCAUCAUCCUACUGACUACUGGAGGUUUAAGGAGUUAUUUGGUGAAGAACGAGGUGCUGCAGCAGCACUGGAUACGAUAGCAUUGAACGCGGCGUGGGUAUCACGCGCCGAUUCAGAUCUUCUCAGAUAUUUUAAAUCUGUUAGAACGCGAUAGGAAAAAAAAACAUUUUGAAUGCGAACCAACUGAAAUAUGAAUUAACACUAACUAAUUUAAUGAUUCAAUCAUUAUAUCGCCAAUAAAUAUCAUUGACUCGUUAAUUUACUUAUCGUGGGUUUCUGAAACAAUCUCGGUAUAAAACUUUACUUUGAGAAAACACUGAUAACGAUCUUACUUUAUCAACCUGCCCUUAUACCUACUGAGGAAUCCCUACUCCUCCAUACAUCUCU